Dendrobium catenatum is the source of this 774-nucleotide messenger RNA. RefSeq names its product ER membrane protein complex subunit 3. NCBI's taxonomy places the organism in Eukaryota, Viridiplantae, Streptophyta, Magnoliopsida, Asparagales, Orchidaceae. Gene Ontology annotation, biological process: protein folding in endoplasmic reticulum. Gene Ontology annotation, cellular component: membrane; EMC complex. The record is from RefSeq and is a predicted model, not a curated record. The transcript has 8 exons. Bases 1 to 744 code for a protein of 247 amino acids.
AUGGCGGAAGAUCUGGUGCUCGACACAGCUAUAAGGGAUUGGGUCCUGGUACCUCUAUCGGUAGUGAUGGUACUCAUCGGUGUCCUCCGCUAUUUCGUUUCCAAGCUUUUGCGAUCCUCCCAGACCCCCGACGCUAAGGUAGUCAGAGAAGGGCAGUUGAUUCUUAGGGCAAGGAACCUCAGGGCAGCGGGGGGUUUUAUUCCUGUGAAGUCGUUCCGUGCUCGGAGAUUUUACUAUACCAACGAGGAAAAUGGGCUUUUACAUGUCCCAAAAGGCCAAGCUCAGAAUCCUCAAGCACAAAUGUUUUCCGAUCCGAACAUGGCAAUGGAUAUGAUGAAGAAGAACCUUUCGAUGAUCAUACCCCAGUCACUUACUUUUGCAUGGGUGAAUUUUUUCUUCUCUGGUUUUGUGGCAGCAAAAUUACCUUUCCCAUUGACUCCAAGAUUCAGAUCAAUGCUGCAAAAUGGGAUUGACCUGAGCACUGUAGAUGUGAGCUAUGUUAGUGGUCGCUCAUGGUAUUUCCUGAAUCUGUUUGGAUUGAGGGGCCUGUUCAGCCUAAUUCUAGGAGAAGAAAACGCUAUGGAUGAUACACAACGAAUGAUGCAGAUGGGUGGUGGGUUUGGUGUUGACCCCACAAAGAAUUUGGGUGCUGAGAAGGAUGGCAUUGACAUUAUUCAACAUGAAUGGACCCUCCCGAAAAUGGAGCAGAGGGCAGAAAUGGUCUUGAGAAAACUAGUUAAAUAAGCUUGCUUGUAACCUCAGAUAUAGUGACCG